Mercurialis annua (annual mercury) is the source of this 2038-nucleotide messenger RNA. Its product is annotated as ent-kaur-16-ene synthase, chloroplastic-like. Gene Ontology annotation, biological process: diterpenoid biosynthetic process. Gene Ontology annotation, molecular function: terpene synthase activity; magnesium ion binding. Lineage: Eukaryota; Viridiplantae; Streptophyta; Magnoliopsida; Malpighiales; Euphorbiaceae. The transcript has 11 exons. The record is from RefSeq and is a predicted model, not a curated record. Bases 35 to 1912 code for a protein of 625 amino acids.
CAUCAUCAUUCUUUGCAAACAAAGCAACUUCAUCAUGUCACUUAUCACUAGAAAUCCUCUAGCAAUAGCACAUUAUUGCAAGAUUAAUCUAUCCUCAGGUACAUACUCCCCGUCCCAGCUAGUGCAAUGCCAAAGAGUUGAUAAAAUUUCUUCAGAAAAUCCAACAAAUAGAAGAAGAAGCAAGGUGCAGCUUCAGAAGACGAAGGCAUCAGGUUCAGUUUACGACGUUGAAUCAAAGGAGAAGGCGCCAUUAGUGUUUCCAGAAAGCUUGGAAAGGAUUAUGGAGAAUCUGGAAGAUGAUGGAUCAUGGUGCCCUAAUUCAUUUCUCGUUCAGGGCAGUCUGUCUUCUACAAAUUUAAAACUUGCUCUUGGCAAAUGGAAACUUGGGCACUCACUUGUUAACAUAGACAUCUAUAGCCAGCUUCGUGCCAUAGACAAUCUCCAGAAGUUGGGGAUUGAUAGAUAUUGCAGAAGUGAGAUAGAAAAUGUUCUGGAUAACAUUUAUAGAUACUGGCUGCAGAAAGAUGAAAAGAUAUUUUCCGAUAUCAACUGUACCACCCUAGGAUUUCGUCUAUUACGGAUGAAUGCAUAUAAUGUUUCUUCUGAUGAACUGGCACAAUUCUCUGAAGAAGAACAUUUCUUCAAUUCAGCAAGUCCACAAUUCAGAAAUACAAACACAAUUUUGGAAUUAUUCAAAGCCUCAAAGAUGAUAAUUUACCAACAAGAAUCCAUUCUUGAGAAGCUAGAAGCUUGGACAGGUUCUUUCUUGAAACAACAACUACUAACUUGUGCUAUUAAAGACCAUAAACUACAAGAGGAGGUUGAUCAUGCUCUAAGAUACCGGUACGACAGACUAGAUUUUCUUGAGAGUCGGUGGACAAUAGAGCACCAGAAAAAAAACGCCGGGAGUUCUAAUGACGGCAAUAACGAUAUAUUGGAACUCGCAAUCGAAGAUUAUAAUAUGUGCCAAUCCAUAUAUCAAGAAGAGUACAAAGAUCUUGAGAGAUGGGUGAAAGAGUGCAGAUUUGAUGAACUGAAAUUUGCAAGGAUUCUACUACUCUACUGCUACUAUCCCAACACUGCAGUUCUUGUUGCCCCUGAAUUGGCAGAUGCUAGACUUUCCAUUACUAAAAAUUGCAUUCUAGCUACUGUUAUUGACGACUUCUUUGACGUUGCUGGUUCUAAAGAAGAAUUGGAAAACCUGAAUCAGAUGGUCGCAAGGUGGGGAGAAACUUCAGACGUCGCCUACUGCUCCGGGCAAGUUGAGAUCAUUUUUUUGGCAUUCAGAGACAUGAUCAAAGAGCUUGACACUAUUGCGUUCAAACAUCAUGGAAGAAGUAUUGAGCACCACUUGGUCAAAAUAUGGCAUGAUUUGCUAAAGUCUAUGAUGAAAGAAGCUGAAUGGGCUCGAGAUAAUGCUACGCCGUCACUAGAUGAGUACAUGGAAAAUGCAUACAUCUCUUUUGCCUUGGGACCUAUCUGUCACAUAACUACCUAUUUUCUUGGGAUAACCUUAGCUGAAGAAGUUAUGGCAGGGCCAGAAAUCUAUAAUCUAUUUAAGCAUGUCAGCCUAGUAGGUCGACUUCUCAACGAUCUCAAAUCUUUCAAGAGAGAACGUGAGCAAGGAAAAUACAACAGUGUAUCGAUACGGAUACUUCAUAGUCAGGGGACUAUGACGGAAGAAGAAGCCAUCAAUGAGACAAAAAGAGACAUUGAGAGGUAUAGAAAAGAAUUGCUACGAAUAGUAGUGGAAAAGGAAAAGAGUUCCGUUCCAAAACCUUUCAGGGAUUUCUUUUGGAAAUCAUGCAAUGUAAUGCACUACUUUUACAUGGACAAUGAUGGGUACUCGAGCCCAAAAGAUGAAAUGGCUAAUGAUGCAAAAGUCGUAUUGUGGGAACCAAUCACUUCCUAAUAUUGGGAUUGAACUCUUAGAUUUAUUUUUUUUUGGUCGACUGAAUUCUUUGAUUAGAACCCAAGAGAAUCUUGUAAAAUAUGGGGCAUCCCGUUUGUAGCUAAAAUAUCUUAAAUAAAUAAGUGU